CUUCCCAGCGCACACAUUGUGACGACACGGCUCAAUAGCGGCGGAAGCCGAGUACCGGCCGCUCUUUUUUGUUUUGUCAACAGCACGUCGGCACCAGGGCCGGACGGUCGGAGUGGGCGGGGCCUCUCCUUCCCUCCCUUGAAUGUGUGGAAAUUCAAAAGGAUGAGAUUCAAUGAUGAAAGUGCUCAGCUGAAAAUCGAACCACUUCUUUUCCAUCCGAAGCUCACGGCACCUUGCAUGACAACACGGCGGAGAGGCCACAGUAGGAAAAUGACAAAAGGAUAACUAAUGAAGGACGACAAGGCUACCUCAAAGAUCCGCACGCAUAAAAAGAUAGGAAGUGACCGAGAGGCGCUAAGUGUUGGCAGGAGGGCCGCAGAGUGAGAGAAAGGCCAGCAAAGGGCAGCGUCUCUCGCCAGCAGCUCCAAUAGUUCCCCGCGGAUCUGUCACGUCUCGUUUCGGUCAUCCUGACUCCCUGCCCUCCCUCCUCCGACUCCUCCAAUUAGUCCUCCCUCCGAUUGACCUCCUUUUCAUAACCUUAGUCCAGCUCUUGUUUAUUCUCAGGACAUUUCAGCAGACUUCAGUUUCCUGCCUAGUAGCAGCACUGAAGCACAUACAGCGGGAGCGAAAAUAAAAUCAAAAAUUCAAGUGUGUUACACUUUUUUGACUCCAAGAGAGAGCGAGAGAGAGCGAGGACGCCCCCCCCUCAAUUCUCAGCAUCUCCUCUCGCAGCUGUCGGGCAUCUGCUCUCAAUGAACGUGCCGGAAUGAAUGAAAACCCCAAAAGCUACGGAAGAGAGACACUUUUCGCACUUUCACACACGCACACACACACACACUCCUCCCACAUCCUCCCUCAAGUGACAAACAGGUGCUUCUUUGAAAUCGGAUAAGACGAAAUACCCAAGCUUUGUUCUGCUUCUUUGGGAACGUAAGAUUGAUGUGUUGUGGGAACGGACUUGGAGGAGUAUCCGUCCAGUAUCUGGUGUGCACCCUCGGUGAAGGCGCUGAGAAGUAUGAGGGUGCAACUUUGGUUUGUGAAAUUGGACACCUCAUGCCUCAGUGUGGGAGUAGAGAAUCAUUUCAUCCUUUGAAUUGUACGCUUGAAAAGAUAAAAGUCCCAAUAAUGUAUCUGGUCACAUGUUGAGGCCUCUGUUUUUCGAAGGUCUCAUUUGCCAUCAACAUCUGAUCUUCCUCUGUCUCCCAGGCAACAUCUUGGACAGCAUGCCGCUUCGAGCAUCCAAUAAGGAGGCAGCGGCGGAUGGCGGGAAGGAGAGCGGCGGAAGUGCCUCCCCCACUUCCUCGUCGCAGCGACAGCUUUUGUGUCACUGCAUCCACCACUGUCCGGACGACUCCAUCAACAACACGUGCAGAACCGACGGCUACUGUUUCACCAUGGUGGAGGAAGACGGGGACGUUCCGGUCUUCACUGCGGGUUGUCUGGCGCUCAUCGGGUCAGAGUUUCAGUGUCGAGACGAAUGGAGCUCGCGCCAACAGAGGACACUGGAAUGCUGCACAGAUGAAGAUUACUGCAACCAAAAACUUCAUCCCACUCUGCCGCCUCUCAAUCCGCCUUUCUAUGUUGAUGGAAAGAUCCACCACAUGGCCUUGGUGAUCUCCGUCACUGUCUGUAGCAUCAUUCUGGCUGUUAUCGUUGUCUUCUGCUACUUCAGAUAUAAGCGCCAGGUGUCUCGUCCUCGUUACACCAUCGGCCUCGAGCAAGAUGAGACCUACAUUCCUCCCGGAGAGUCCCUGAAAGAUUUGAUGGAGCAGUCGCAGAGCUCUGGUUCAGGCUCAGGGCUCCCCCUGCUGGUGCAGCGAACGAUCGCCAAGCAGAUCCAGAUGGUGACGCAAAUCGGCAAAGGCCGCUACGGCGAGGUGCGCAUGGGUCGCUGGCGAGGGGAGACGGUGGCAGUUAAAGUCUUUUUCACCACCGAGGAGGCCAGUUGGUUCCGUGAAACCGAGAUCUACCAGACGGGCCUCAUGAGGCACGAGAACAUACUGGGAUUCAUCGCGGCGGACAUCAAAGGGACCGGCUCAUGGACGGAGCUCUACCUGAUCACCGACUACCACGAAAGCGGCUCGCUGUACGACUACCUCAAAUCCACCACGCUGGACAGCAAGGCCAUGCUGCGUCUGGCCUACUCGGCCGUCUCGGGCCUGUGCCACCUCCACACGGAGAUCUUCGGCACGCAGGGGAAGCCCGCCAUCGCCCACCGUGACCUGAAGAGCAAGAACAUCUUGGUCAAGAGGAACGGCGCGUGCUGCGUCGCCGACCUGGGUCUCGCCGUCAAGUUCAUCAGUGACACCAAUGAGGUGGACAUCCCCCCCAAUACCCGAGUGGGCACCAAGCGCUACAUGCCCCCCGAGGUUCUGGACGAGACCCUGAACAGGACUCACUUCCAGUCGUACAUCAUGGCCGACAUGUACAGUUUCGGACUCAUCCUGUGGGAGAUCGCCCGCCGCUGUCUGUCAGGAGGCAUUGUGGAGGAGUACCAGCUGCCCUACCACGACUUGGUCCCGAGCGACCCAUCGUACGAGGACAUGCGCGAGGUGGUCUGCAUCAAGAGACAACGUCCCUCCUUCCCCAAUCGAUGGAGCAGCGAUGAGUGUUUGCGUCAGAUGGGAAAGCUGAUGAGCGAGUGUUGGGCUCAUAAUCCGGCGUCUCGCCUCACGGCUCUGCGGGUGAAAAAAACCUUGGCCAAGAUGUCGGAAUCGCAAGAUAUCAAGUUGUGAGGCUCGCGAGGCUCAAUUACUCACACGCAUGCGUGACCAAGGGUUGCUUUCUGUGAAAGCUCAUUUAGCUUGUAGAAGAAGAAAGAAGGAGAAGCGUGAAUGUGUCCCUUAAAAAAUGGACAGUGAGAAACACGGGCUGGCACUAUGUGACAAAGUGUACUGUGAGGCUUUAAGAUAUUUUUCUUCAUGCUUGUUGCAUUUGUAGAGUGUACAAAUGUAUUGUUUUCUCCUUGUCAUGAUUUAUGUAUUUUUCAUGUCAAACAUUAUUAAAGUAUUUGUUAGAAUU
Molecule: messenger RNA, 3021 nt
Organism: Syngnathus acus (greater pipefish)
Lineage: Eukaryota; Metazoa; Chordata; Actinopteri; Syngnathiformes; Syngnathidae
Gene: bmpr1ba
Product: bone morphogenetic protein receptor, type IBa
Exons: 11
Coding region: 1140-2735 (531 amino acids)
Biological process (GO): dorsal/ventral pattern formation; protein phosphorylation; cellular response to growth factor stimulus
Cellular component (GO): signaling receptor complex; plasma membrane
Molecular function (GO): ATP binding; transforming growth factor beta receptor activity, type I; SMAD binding
Source: RefSeq, a predicted model, not a curated record